Messenger RNA from Lindgomyces ingoldianus, 2355 nucleotides. RefSeq lists its product as uncharacterized. The record is from RefSeq and is a predicted model, not a curated record. The transcript is spliced from 5 exons. Lineage: Eukaryota; Fungi; Ascomycota; Dothideomycetes; Pleosporales; Lindgomycetaceae. Bases 1 to 2355 code for a protein of 784 amino acids.
AUGCGGGGUUCUAAAACCAAAGGACCACAAACAGGACAAGUUGUUACUGGUAAACUAGCCCGCAUUGUUAAUCAUAGCAUAUCUCACAGACAAACACAAACUCCUAAAGAGGAGAUAGUUAAGGCAGAAGCCAAAGAAGAAACACAGGAAUUUGCUGAGCAGCAGCGGGAGAGUCAGAGACAAGUUGAGCAGGAGAGGGAGAGGCAGGCUGAGGAAGGACAUCUGGCUCAGCUAUCCGAGCGGAGGCAGACUGAAGAAGGGCGGCUAGCUCAGCUAUCCGAACAGAGGCAGACUGAGGAAGGACAUUUGGCUCAGCUAGCCAAGCAGACACAGGCUGAAGAAGGACACCUGGCUCAGCUAUUCGAACAGAGACAGACUGAGGAAGAACAGCUGGCUCAGUUAUUCAAACAGAGACAGACUAAGGAAGAACAGCUGGCUCAGUUAUCCAAGCGGAGGCGGGCUGAGGAAAAACAGCUUACUCAGCUAGCCAAACAGAGGCGAGCUAUGCUAGAACAGCUUCUUCAACUAGCAGAGCAAGAAGAGAGGCAGAAGGAGGGAAUUUCCAAGCAGCAACAGCUAGCUCAAAUAUCAGAGCAGGGAGGGGAGAGGCAGCAGGAAGAAGCUGAGCAAGAGAGGCAGGCCGAGGAGGAGAGACUCCGGCUAGCAGAGCAAGAAAGCCAGCGGCAAGCUGAAGAGGACAGACACAGGCAAACCGAGCAAGAGCUAUUCGAGGACGAUACCCAAGAGACACGUACACCUAAUGGACGGAAACCUCUUACGAGGCCACAAACUAGCGGAGAGAUACUAGCCAACCUAUGGAAGCUCGAUGGAAAGAGGCCACAUAAUAAAAAGCCUAAACCCCCAAGAGGUAUAGGUGUUACACGAAAAGAAAACGACCGUAAACGGGUUACCCAGAUUGACUUAGGGGAAUUUGUAGAACCUAUAAGUCAUGCACAAGUAGAAUCAGGUAAGCAAACCCACACACUGAUAAAUAACGCUAAUCUAGUAAAAGGCGAGCAGCAGCAGGCCCAGCUAGCGGUACAAGACGAGCAAGAACAAGAAAGGCUAGCUGAGGAGAGGCAGCGGGAAAUCGAGGAGGCGGAGAGGGCAGAGAGGCAGCGGCAAAUCGAGGAGGCAGAGAGGGCGGAGAGGCAAAGACAAGCCGAGGAGGCAGAGAGGGCGGAGAGGCAGAGACAAGCUGAGGAGGCAGAGAGGGCGGAGAGGCAGAGACAAGCCGAGGAGGCGGAGCGGGCGGAGAGGCAGCGGCAAAUCGAGGAGGCGGAGAGGGCAGAGAGGCAGCGGCAAAUCGAGGAGGCGGAGCGGGCGGAGAGGCAGAGACAAGCCGAGGAGGCGGGGCGGGCGGAGAGGCAGAGACAAGCUGAAGAGGCGGAGAGGGCAGAGAGGCAGCGGCAAGCUGAAGAUGCGGAGAGGGCGGAGAGGCAGCGGCAAAUCGAGGAGGCGGAGAGGGCGGAGAGGCAGCGGCAAAUUGAGGAAGCAGAGAGGGCGGAGAGGCAGAGACAAGCCGAGGAGGCAGAGAGGGCAGAGAGACAGCGGCAAGCUGAAGAGGCGGAGAGGGCGGAGAGGCAGAGACAAGCCGAGGAGGCGGAGAGGGCGGAGAGGCAGCGGCAAAUCGAGGAGGCAGAGCAGGCAGAGAGGCAGCGGCAAAUCGAGGAGGCGGAGAGGGUGGAGAGGCAGAGACAAGCCGAGGAGGCGGAGAGGGCGGAGAGGCAGAGACAAGCCGAGGAGGCGGAGAGGGCGGAGAGGCAGAGACAAGCCGAGGAGGCGGAGCGGGCGGAGAGGCAGCGGCAAAUCGAGGAAGAAAGAGAAAAGGAAGACGAUAUCCAAGAGACGCACAUAAGCAGAAGACAGGAAUAUCCCGCGAAACCACAACCUAACAGAGAAUCACUUGCUAGCCUAUGGAAUCCCGACAGAGAGAGGAUAUAUAGAAAGAAGCCUAAGCCUCCAAGAGGUAUAGGUGCUGCACGAAAAGAAAACGACCGUAAACAGAUUACUCAGAUUGACUUAGGGGAAAGACCUGAACGCCGUCUUCUAGUUGAUUCCUUAAAGCCAUUGGCGGUAGAUAAGGUAAAACAACUAGCGAUAAAGUAUAUGAGAAAGUACAAAGGCAUACAGAUAUAUGAUACAAACUUCUGUAAGUUAAACCCUCAGACAUGUUUUGAGGACGUCACAGCAGACGGGACGAACACUAUCCUUCUAAUUCUGGAAUCGGAAAAAGACGGUAUUGAAUUUCCAUUCGCUCCUGGGACGAGCUCUGAGUCACAGACCAAUCUGGCAUCUAAUUCAAAGGCUGAGCAGGAAGGUAAGGCCAAGCGGAAAAAAGUGCCCGAACAAUAG